Pogonomyrmex barbatus (red harvester ant) is the source of this 624-nucleotide messenger RNA. RefSeq lists its product as uncharacterized. The record is from RefSeq and is a predicted model, not a curated record. NCBI's taxonomy places the organism in Eukaryota, Metazoa, Arthropoda, Insecta, Hymenoptera, Formicidae. Gene Ontology annotation, biological process: mitochondrial respiratory chain complex IV assembly; mitochondrial respiratory chain complex I assembly. Gene Ontology annotation, cellular component: mitochondrial inner membrane.
ACUUCCUGUACUAGUGCAGAAAGUUCAGUUAUAAAGAACAACCUAUACAUUACAUGGAUGUCAUAUGAAUGUUGUCAUAUGAAUAUAUUACAAAUAAUCAUCGCAUAUUCCAUAUGAUUUACAAAAUAUUCGUAUGAUUUAUUGCGUUAGGGUAAUUAUAUUUUUAAAAUAUUUUCAAAAUCUAAGACAUGGUAUCGAAUCAAACACUUUUGAAAAUAGCAAGUUUAGGAGGAUUUAUAACGGCAAGUACAGGUUACGCUUUUCAUUUUCGUAUACAAUAUGAUAUUAAAGAAACUGAAACUUAUAAGUAUGUUGUAAAUACUUUACGUACGCAUAAAAAAGCUAUACCGUAUCUUGGAGAACCUAUAACAAUGGGUCGUAUCACUUAUGGUGAUGGAAAUCGAACACUUGAACAUGAAGUUACAAAAGUUGUACAAAAUUAUAAAUGGUUCAAGAUUCCACUUACAGGUACUAGAACUAAGGGAAAAUUAUAUUAUGAGGUAAUAUUGAAUCAUGAAAACAAACCUGAAGUGUCUAAAAUUGAAAUUACAUUUGAUAAUAUACCUGGAAAGACAUUUGUAAUAAAAUAAUAUGAAAUAAAUUGAAAUGUUAAAUUUGCAUUUA